UUUCGGUGAGUUUGCGGUAGCGAAAGUAUGCGGUAUCUGAAUCGUGCUAUUGCGAAAGGAAUUUCUGUCGAAAAUGCUAAUUGCGGAAUAUCAUCGCGAUGAAUCGUCACUUGUUGCACUUUAGCAUAGAGAAGUGAUCGCAUCCGGGAGUGAAAGAUCGCGAACAUGUGAAAAAUUUACGCCAGCUCUACCGAGUAUACAUACUUGUAUCGUUGCAUCGGUCAAAAUUGUGUGUGUGUGUGUGCAGAAGCUUGAAUAUUUAUACGGAUCGAGGAUCGAUAUACGCUACGGUCAUCUACUGUCAAAGAGAUUGGACAGCGGAAGGCCCGAUUUUCGUGAUGCGAUGAAUGCUACGAUUUACAUUUGAUUCUAGUUGCGAACGGAAGGAGCGAUGCCCGGCUUGGAGCGGCUUAAUCGCUGCGGUCGUCUGAUCGAGGGAAUCCGAAGGGAUUUCUUGAAAUAUUAUCUGAAAAAAUGUCCAACCCUGUUUCACAUCUGCUACGAUCCGAUCGGCACUCAUCGAAAAGCAAGGACCUUUAUCGGAUUUCUCUUCGGGCUUGUCGCGGCUGUCGUGCUUUACGAGGGCAUAAUCGUCGAUCUACAAUUCGACGCAUACACCAGUAUCUCUCUGGGAGCUAUCCUCGUCGUGAUGUUGUCGAUAGGAUGUGCAUCAUCGAUACAAGUGAGAUGCAUCUGUCUUUUAACGAUCCCAACUUUCCUCGGUCGUUCCGGACGCAACGUUUUGAGAGCGCUCGUCCUAGGAUACGUGAUCGCAGGACCGAUAUUCAAUUUAACGUACAACGGCAAGGAAGUGGUGAGAACUUUCGCUUGCACGACGCAGCUGACAUACAAUCUCAGUAAGACGCGCUACGAUCUCAUGUUCAAGCCUUUUCAGCAGGCGGUGCUCGCUAUAAAAGCGGAUGCGAGCGAAUUGAAGGAUACCUUAUCCUCGGUGAGGGAUUUGAUGAGUCCGAUAGUCGAGGAAAUCGAGGGCGAGGAAGAGAUGAAGCGUUUGAAAGAGGAGAACGACUAUUUGGACGAGCUUCAGGACGAUACGAAGCGCAGCGACGAAAUCGAGGAGAAACAUGAGAAAGAGAUCGAGAAGGCGAAGUCUGAGGCGGAUGUUUACGAGGCGAAGUACAAGAAGAAGAUCGAGGCGCGCUGCGAGGAACAGCUUAGUCGCGGCACGGAACGUUGCAGAGACAUGUUCGGUGAUGCCUACGACAAGUGUUACGACACAGUAUCAGUCUUCGCAGCCUGGUUAUUAUGCUGGCCGAUGAAGCUCACCUUCGUGUGCAAUCUGGUGCAAGCCCUCGGUGGCUCUAACAUCUGCGAUCCCGAAGGGAAAGUGGAUUCCGGCAUCGGCGAGGGCUACGUCGCUUUAAAAAGAGCCAGGGAUACGUUCAGCAAAAGUCUCAAGGAGGCGAAGUUGCAGUACAAAGUGAAAAAGAUGCCGGUGAUCCUCGAUCUUCACGAUGCCACGGACGCUGCCCAGGCGGUGAUGCACGAGUUUAACGCGCGCAAGAAGAUCUUCGAAUCGGUGAUGAUGAUUAUUAAGAGAUGCCUGUCUUUCGUGUUCUUGAGAAUCAUUCUGAACGCUCAGACGUACAAUGACAAGUAUCUAACCGACAUCGAGCACGAUAACGUGUACGUAACGUCGUAUUUCCGGAAGAUCGACGCGAGGCGAAAGGCACGCGGCAGCUUGACCUUGCUGCCUCUGAAGAAGAUUGAGAGAUCGAAGUUCGUGAAUCCGUAUAGCCUGCAGCCGAGCGAGGUCGAGCGGGUGCACUUGACCGGCCAAACGGUGAAGCUGAUCCUUGAGAUGAUCAGCAUGACAACAUUCGUAUUACUAGACAGGCUCUUCUUCGAGGCACUCGACUUGGUCAGAAGAUAUGCUCACAUGGAAUACACUCAGGCGGGGCAUCACGACAUGAUUUUGGAGGUUCGCGGGACCGGAAUGAUAGCGUCUUUGAUACGUAGCGUUAUACGAGGAUUCAACGUGAAGCGGCGAGUGAAGACUGUGAUGUCGAACAGCGCGUGCCUACCGAAGCCCAGCAGAGUGCCGAAUUAUGUGAUCCUCAAGAUCUACUCGACUUAUCUCGGCAUUUUGGUAAUGUUAUUCACCGCUGCUUACACCCAGCGACUGCGACGCGUCAUCUGUUCGUUCUUCUACCGGAAACGCGAGAAGAGACGCGUGCUGUACCUCUACAACGAGAGCUUGAGACGUCGACUCGGCCACGCCAGAUUCAUGCGGGCCAAGGUCAGGUCUUUGGUCAGAACUCGCCGGCUGGAGUACGACGUGGACCCGUGGCUCGCCCUGAGGCAACGCUGGCCGGCGUUCUGCGGCUGGCUCGCGUUUUUCAUCUGUGCGCGUCAUAGGUGUCUCGUCUGCGGCGAAGUGGAGCCCAGAAAAGGCUCGCAAUUUCACAGAUGCACGACGCCCGGAUGUCCCUUCAUCCACUGUCCCGAGUGCUGGCACGAUGUCGGUGAGAUUUGCUACGCCUGCACGGACAUCGGCGAGACGGAUGACGAUACAGACGAGUAUGAGGCUCGGCACGAUGAUUUUCAGCCGCGAUUAAAGUGAAUCCGAUAAUAAUGAAAUAAAUUAAUUUGAUUUUACGUCGUUUUUCCGCGAGGGCUUGCUUGCGUUUCAAUUUUUUUUUUCAACUUACAUUUGCGUAUUUUUCUGUCUAUUCGUGUCUUUGACAUUUUUUAAUAUAAAGAUUACACAGCCUGCUGUAAAUUUGGGAGUCUAAUUUAUAAUACAAGUUUAAGUUAUUUAUGUAUAUUACAAACAUUCUAUCGUUUUAAAUAAAUAUUUCAAUUUUUUAAUAACAAAUCUCAAGAUAUCGUUAAAACACUUAUAUUUUACAAAAGUAAUGAAGAAAUGUAAAGCAGUAUUUUUCAAACAGUGGUGCGUGUUUUUAAGAUAGUUAACUAACAACUUGAUUAAUGAUACAGGAUUGACUAAGGAUUGAUUAAGUGAAUAUAAAAAGUCAAUUUGCAAAUGUGACGCACUCGAUGCGUCUGGCGCUCUUCGGAGAGGAAGUUUUUUGUCAUAUAACGCUGCUGGCGGAAAGCUUCCGCUCAAUGAUAGUUUGUUUUAGCUACUCUUCUCCGCGUGUAAAUAAAGUCGUGUGAUUAGGAUUCAAGUGAGGAGAGUGCCGGGGGAUUCCGUGUACGGUGGACUAACGAGGACACACGCGACGAUAAACGCGCGCGGAAUACAUCAUGACGCAUAUAUUACGAACGAUAUUUUAUUUGCAUACUCGUGUGUGCGUGUUACAUCUUAAUUACGUCGAAAUACAGACAGAAGGACAAUAAGGCAAUUAGCGCCGUUUUAAUACA
Molecule: messenger RNA, 3348 nt
Organism: Linepithema humile (Argentine ant)
Lineage: Eukaryota; Metazoa; Arthropoda; Insecta; Hymenoptera; Formicidae
Product: protein sneaky
Cellular component (GO): membrane
Source: RefSeq, a predicted model, not a curated record